AUGGAAAUGAUCAAACGCUUUCCAUAUUCACCUGGGAAACUGUACAAAGAAAGGAGAAUCUUGUCUGUCGUGGAUGUCAAAAAAAGGCUUAGCCCUUUUGAAGGGUUUAUGCAUUUGCUUAAUAUGGAUUAUCAAAUUCAAGCAUUUGCCAAGUGCAUCAGUAGUGGAGCACUUCUAGCGUUUCUGUUACUAGUGGGAUUUGAUGGAAGACCAGCUCCUGGAAAGGGGCUCACUAAUGAACUUAAUGUUCUGGUGGCUGGUCCUUGGAACACAGUUUCUUUGAACAAGGGCUGUUAUAAGGGGCAAGGGACAAUAUCAAGACUCAUUACAUAUGAUGGAGUUAAACAGAGACUAUGGGGAAUUCAUUUGUCAGCUCCAGCAGAACCUGCCCAAUUACAGUUAACGGGAAAAUAUGGGAAAGCAGACAAGCGAUACAGCUGGAAGAAAGGAAUCAGACCAUUUUGCUUUAGGCUACUGCAAAAAGUAAGCGGCUUCAGGUGGAGACUCUGUGACUUUUGGAGAAAAUAUUAUUGGGGCAGUGGUGGAUGUUCCUUUCUUUCUCGGCAGCAAUUUCCUCCAAAAAAGAACUCCAGUCCUUGA
Durio zibethinus is the source of this 600-nucleotide messenger RNA. The record is from RefSeq and is a predicted model, not a curated record. NCBI's taxonomy places the organism in Eukaryota, Viridiplantae, Streptophyta, Magnoliopsida, Malvales, Malvaceae.